AUGUUUGCGUUUAAGCGGUCGUCCUGUUACUUUCAAGUCUCAAACAAGAUCGUCAAGAAUGGACAGAUCCGCGGCUACAUAAGUGUAGCCGAUCGUGUGCACCGUGUAACCAUGUUCAAGAUGCCCAAGGCUGAGGAUCAACAACGUUUCUUGGAGCAGUGUCGAAAGAUGGCUGCUGACAACCAAAGGAAUGGCUCGCCUUAUAUACUCAGUAUGGUUGCCGGCCCUGCUGAAGAUGGUCCUCGCACUGAAGGCUAUACGUUUGUCAACAAGACCGAGUUUGCCAGCAUGGAGGAUAUGAAGUAUUACGAGACUGAGUGCCCCGCUCACGGAGAAGUAAAGAAGGUUCUGGGUGAGAUUACCAUAGAUGGGAUGAUGACUGUUUUCUUCAAGCCGCAGGCCACUGGAGGCGCGUAG
Fusarium graminearum PH-1 is the source of this 417-nucleotide messenger RNA. RefSeq lists its product as uncharacterized. The record is from RefSeq and is a predicted model, not a curated record. The transcript is spliced from 2 exons. Bases 1 to 417 code for a protein of 138 amino acids. NCBI's taxonomy places the organism in Eukaryota, Fungi, Ascomycota, Sordariomycetes, Hypocreales, Nectriaceae.